Rhinolophus ferrumequinum (greater horseshoe bat) is the source of this 1139-nucleotide messenger RNA. It is a transcript of the gene UNC50, whose product is annotated as unc-50 inner nuclear membrane RNA binding protein. Lineage: Eukaryota; Metazoa; Chordata; Mammalia; Chiroptera; Rhinolophidae. The transcript has 6 exons. Bases 157 to 936 code for a protein of 259 amino acids. The record is from RefSeq and is a predicted model, not a curated record. Gene Ontology annotation, cellular component: Golgi membrane.
GCCGCGCGCGGCGGAAGUGGGCGCACGUCCCGUGUCGCACCACCGUCUACGUUGAGGGAAGAAGGGAGUUGUCCCUGCGGCUGCUGGGUUCGGCUGCAGGGCGGAGGUGGCGGGCUACCAGGGAGCCGGCGGAGGCCGCGGUGGGGCUCCAGGAAGAUGUUACCGAGUAUUUCAGUGACUUCCCCAGUGCAGGGGAAUGGAGCGUUGAAUUCCAGGGAUGCAGCAAGACACACGGCUGGAGCGAAGCGGUACAAAUACCUGCGGAGGCUUUUUCGUUUUCGGCAGAUGGACUUUGAGUUUGCUGCCUGGCAGAUGCUCUACCUGUUCACGUCCCCGCAGAGGGUUUAUAGAAACUUUCAUUAUCGAAAGCAGACGAAGGAUCAGUGGGCCAGGGAUGACCCAGCGUUCUUGGUCCUGUUAAGUGUCUGGCUCUGUGUGUCCACUGUAGGAUUUGCCUUUGUGCUGGACAUGGGAUUUUUAAAGAUGCUAAAGCUUCUCCUUUGGGUCGUAUUCAUAGAUUGUGUAGGCGUUGGUCUUCUCAUCUCGACGCUGAUGUGGUUCAUCUCUAACAAGUACUUGGUGAAACGGCAGAGCAGAGACUACGACGUGGAGUGGGGCUACGCCUUUGAUGUGCAUCUGAACGCGUUUUAUCCUCUCCUAGUCAUCCUGCAUUUUAUCCAGCUGUUAUUUAUCAACCAUGUCAUCCUGACAGACACGUUUAUUGGCUAUUUGGUCGGAAACACCUUCUGGUUGAUUGCAGUGGGUUAUUACAUCUAUGUGACCUUCCUGGGAUACAGCGCAUUGCCAUUUUUGAAAAAUACAGUAAUUCUUCUCUACCCAUUUGCGCCUCUCAUUCUGCUCUACGGGCUGUCACUAGCCCUGGGAUGGAACUUCACUCAUGCGCUGUGCUCCUUCUACAAGUACAGAGUGAAAUGAAAACUGAGACUGUUGUAUCUUAACUGUGUCAACAGUAUUGGCGAAGUGAUUUCUUAGGAAACUUGUAAGUAAACUCUCAUUGUAGAUAUCUUCUUAAAGGUGUAAAGUUUGCCAAUUGAGGAAAUAUAUAUGUUAACACUAUUGUCAAAUACAUUCCUUAAAACUAAAUGUACAUUUCUAUAAUAAAUAUUUUUUAAAUUAAA